CGUAGAGUUAACUUCGUUUACUCGGAGUCGAGUUUUGGAACGCACACCAAACCUCUACUCAAUACACAGUAUAACAAAAACUCCCUAGUAUCUCGUCGGUGUCGUAACUAAAAGUAAACGUAGGUCGUAGACAUAAUUUAACGCAUCAUAUCAUAUUGCGUCAAAUUUUAUAAUCACAGUGAUUAUUUUUUAGAAAAUAAGAGUUCCAUAUGGUUAACGUGAUAUUAGAAGUUAAUUGUAAAAUGGAAGAUCAUCCUUACACAACUUUAAAUUCAUUUACAUAUGUUGAUUGUGUGAAAUCUUUACCUGAAAAUGUUAUUGAAGGAAAAGAGAGUGACGAUUUUCUUAUACAAUUAUAUAAGGAACGAAGAUAUUUAUAUGAUAAAAGUCAUAAAGAUUUUCAGAAUAAACAGAUAAAAGAAAAUGCGUGGUUCGAAAUUUCUACCAUUAUGCAACAAAGAAACCUAGGUAAGCGAUACACACCUAAAUAUUGUCAAACAAGAUGUACUUCUUUAAGAGAUCAAUAUAGUCGUGAAAAAAGAAAUAUUAGAAAUAAUUCCAAAAGUGGAAGUACUUGUUCAAAACGGAGAACAUUUCCAUUUUUUACUCAACUAUCUUUUCUUGACAAUUUUAUUAAAAGAAGAAGAACUUUUUUCAAUGUUGAACGAAAUAGGAACGCACUUCAAUCCAUAAAAGAUACAGAAGUAGUAGCACAUGAAGAUAAUAAUAAUGAAUCGACUAGCGAAUCGGAAUAUGAACAGCAAAAAACUAUCAAAGUGCCUCAAAAAAGAAUUAUUAGUAUGUGUCAAGAUACGUCUCGAGACAUGGAGAAUCUUGAACAAGUAUAUGAUCGAGAUAACCGUACUAAACAAAUAAGUGAUUUAAGGUUUAAAAGACGUAAAAUUGAAGAAUCAAAAAGUAUUGAUGAUACAUUGACGAAUAUCAGCAAAACAAUUCUGAAUUUUCUCAAAAGUACGAAAAAAAAUACCACAGAUAGUAUAAAAACAAUUGAUCAGUCAUUUGCUAAUUAUAUUCGCGUACAUUUAGAAAAUAUUUCAGAACCCGAAAAAACAGUAAGGAAAAAGAUGAUAAUUGAUGCCCUUACAGCACCAAUACCCAAAAAAUAAUGACAAUUAUUGUAUUUUUAAAAAAUUUUUAAAAAUGCUUUUAAUAUUGUGGCUUAUGUUUGUAUUUAAAAAAUGGCUAGUAUUAUAAAACUUUUUAUUCUAUGUAAUAUUCUGUAGCAUUAGCAUCACUCUUAUAUGAUAAAAAAUUAUUGAAAUAAAGAUAUAUCAUCUGUUAUUUUUUUAUUUUGUAGUCGAUUACUAAAAAGUUGCAACAGUUUUUUUCGAUGGGUUUCUGAAUGCAGUGUAUUCACCGAAUGAUUGAUUUUUAUUUGUGGAUACAUGAAUUGAACAUUUCGUUCCAGUUCCAUUCCGUAACAGUUUUCUCUACCCAUUCAGUAAAAACGACCGAAAUCUGGUUACGAAAUAUAUAUUUCACCGUUACAAUUUAAUAUUUUAGAAAACUCACAACAAUGUUAUCGGCAAGAUAAUUGCAUAAAUUAUAUGUAUAUUAUUACUUCAACUGUCCAAAAUAAUGAAAUAUCGAUGAAUCAAGCACAUAUUUACCUAUGAUCGACGCGAUAUUCCGUUUCAUUUUUACUGAGGGUAGAGAAAACUGUUACGGAACGGAACAGUUUUUCUGGAAAAGAAUGCUCAAUUCGAGUGAGAAUCCGAUCCAUUAUUUUGACCCGUGCUUAAUGGGACAGCACCCUAAAGCGAAGCUCGAACUCCGAUGUCACCAGAGGUCGCUUUUUCCAGCGCAUCGACAUGUCUUUAUAUACUAUCAUGAUAUAAAGACAAGGGUAUGCUUGUCCGAUGGUAACCCAUUGCGCAGAUAUAGAAAAGAGAGAGUAAACACGUGACCGUCAACAAGUUAUGCGAUCUCGAGUGAUUUUGUCCUUGUUUAAUAUUUAAUAAAUAACAAGAAUGAAAUAAUGCUUAAAAUAUUGUGAGCGACAAAGCGAACACAGCCAUGGUCGCAAAUCACGAUUGCGAGCACUUCUAUUUAUAAGGUGAUUGUAUUUGAUCACAGAUUAACAUGAAAUAUAAAGUAAAAAACUCAAAAUUAUUAUCGGAAAACAAAAAUCAUCCGAUUAAAUAUUUUUCAUUUCCGAAAGAAGCAAUUUGUAUUAAAUGGCGUGAAGUCUGUGCAAAUCGAGAUAUUUUCAUUAUCAAAAGUAUCAUUGUUUUAUACUAUACUUAGUUUAAACAAUAGUUUGAACAAUAAAUUACCUCGAAAAAAAUAA
Messenger RNA from Acromyrmex echinatior (Panamanian leafcutter ant), 2311 nucleotides. RefSeq lists its product as uncharacterized. Lineage: Eukaryota; Metazoa; Arthropoda; Insecta; Hymenoptera; Formicidae. The record is from RefSeq and is a predicted model, not a curated record. Gene Ontology annotation, cellular component: transcription regulator complex; nucleus. Gene Ontology annotation, biological process: regulation of transcription by RNA polymerase II.